This is a messenger RNA of Indicator indicator, 1261 nucleotides long. It is a transcript of the gene FAM185A, whose product is annotated as family with sequence similarity 185 member A. NCBI's taxonomy places the organism in Eukaryota, Metazoa, Chordata, Aves, Piciformes, Indicatoridae. The transcript is spliced from 8 exons. The record is from RefSeq and is a predicted model, not a curated record. The coding region runs from base 1 to 1125 and encodes 374 amino acids.
AUGAGGGCGCUGCCCCUUUGCUGGGGGCCUCUGGCUGUGAGGGCGGCGGGUGGGUGGUGGGGGCCGCCCGUUCUCCGCCGCGCCUGCGGCGGCUCCGCUGAGGCCGGUGAACGUAAACCUCUUCAGGAGUGGGCGUUUACGGUCAGCCCGCGGGGGCGGCUGCAGGUACGGCUGCCGUGCCAAGUGAGCAUCCGCCCGCUGGACCCGCAGCGCUACACGGGCGCAGACCGCGUGCUGGUAGCCGUCACUGGCGCCGGCGGCAGUCCCCCGCCCCGCGGCCGGCAGCUGGACCGCGUCCGGGUGGAGUACGACGAGGCACUGGAGCAGGUAGCGAUCGUUGCGGACGGCGUGGACAGCAAGACUGCCGUGGACGUCAGGACGCCUGUGAAGUUCGAUUUGGAUAUCAAAACAUCAGGGAAUGGCUGCGUGAAGAUACAGAAAAUAGAAUGUGGUAACUGCAAAAUAGAAACAGAGAAGGGGACUAGUGUCUUGCAGUCAAUAAAGAGCCAUAAAAUUGAUAUAAGAACAGAUGGUGGCAAAGUAAUUGGCCUUGGAACACUUUAUGGAAAUGCAGAUAUCUGUGCAACAGAGAAGGGUAGUGUGAAUAUAGAGAAGCUGCAGGGGACAUCUAUCAACAUAUCUACUGAAUAUGGGCUGCUGAAAACUAAGUACCUCUAUGCAGAAUCAUCAUCUCUGUCUUCAGAAGCUGGUGAUAUUCUACUGGGAAGCAUUCACGGUAACACCAGCCUUCAGACCAAAACAGGGAAUAUCACAGUAGAUUCAUCAGAUGGAAAUCUCAAAGCUUCUACACAUCAUGGGACAAUAGAUGUUUAUGUCAGUCAGUUAAGAGAAGUGGAUCUGAAAUCCCAGAAAGGUUCAAUUACAGUCAAGGUGCCUGCGUCUCUCAAAGCCUACUUACAGUUGUCUGGUAGAAAAGUGGAUGUGAGCUCAGAGAUCCAGUUAGAAGAAACACAGAGUGCCUCCAAAGAGGACCAUGUAACUCUAAGUGGUCACAUGAACCAAAGGAGUGGAACAGACAAAUGGAUUAAGGCUGACACACAAAAUGGCAAAGUAUGUCUUAAAAGCCAAAGCUGGAUCCAGUCUGUCAAGCUGAAGAGUUCUUGAGCUGAUGUAUUUGCUUAAUAGAAGGGAGAAAAGAUUCAUGAGGGUGUCUGAAGCCAGGAUUUGCCCCUGGCAGAGGCUGGUGCUUACCAGGUUUGUUUUAACUUUAGUGCCUUUUAGGAACAGCAAGAUCUUAGAU